Messenger RNA from Lithohypha guttulata, 1128 nucleotides. It is a transcript of the gene AIM24, whose product is annotated as Altered inheritance of mitochondria protein 24, mitochondrial. The record is from RefSeq and is a predicted model, not a curated record. Bases 1 to 1128 code for a protein of 375 amino acids. Gene Ontology annotation, cellular component: mitochondrial inner membrane. Gene Ontology annotation, biological process: inner mitochondrial membrane organization. The transcript is spliced from 2 exons. Lineage: Eukaryota; Fungi; Ascomycota; Eurotiomycetes; Chaetothyriales; Trichomeriaceae.
AUGUCAAAGCCAAUUCUGUUUCAGCCUCAAGUCCAGCUAGAUGCAACCUUUGAGGUCCUGGGAAGCCCAUAUUCUAUGCUCAGCGUGACACUUUCACCUUCUCAGCCUCUACAUACUCGCCGUGGUACCCUCACAGGCUUGUCGGGCGAUCCAUCGAAUGUUGUCUCAACCCUUCGAACGCUCAAUCCUGUUCGUCGUGCUUUGGUCGGCAUACCUUUCCUCUACCAACGCACGACUUCGACGACCCCUGUGUCCGUCCUCAUUUCCCCGAAGCAGAUAAAUACAACUCUUUCAGUCUUGCAGUUAGAUGGCACGUCAGACUGGAAACUUGCACAGCGUGCAGCACUUCUUGCUUGGACUGGAUCAAGCCUGUCUAUAACACCAACCAUAUCCUCCAAACUCUCCCUCACUCACUGGGGUACCAGUAACGUAACAGGUCGAGGCCUCCUUGCCUUGUCUGCAAAAGGUCACACGUUUGCGCUCGAUGUUGCAAGAGGAGAAAGCUAUAUCGCUCACCCGAGCAACAUACUGGCGUACACGACCACCAACUGUCCAGCUCCACAACCUUUCCGCUUUCGUUCUUCCGAACCUCGAUUUCAGAUUCCACUUCAGCUUGGGAAUUGGUUCCCAGACAGUCGCUUCAGUCGCGCUCUGAAGACGAGUAAUACCUACAAAUUCCUGCAAGGUGUCUCUCUUCGCAUCAAGACAUGGUCACGAAGGACGAUAUGGGGCGACAGACUCUUCCUCCGCUUCGAAGGCCCUACCACCAUCCUCCUACAAAGUCGAGGCAACCGUGUCAAUGAGAUCUUAACAAGCGAGCAGAUCAAUGAGAUUGCGGAUGCACCAGCAGGAGAAGUGGACAGAACGAUACGUAACGUCAGGAUUUCGCAGGAAGAUCCAUACCAUAAGCUCGCUCAACGACAAGCACAAGGUGGGAAGGCGAUAGUGGCAGCCACAUCAGCUGCAGAAGGAGUUGGUGCAGGAAGAAGUCUUUCUGACAAAUCGGACAACGAGCGCAUGGGUGUGGCAGGCAGUACACCAAGUGCGCAGACCACAAAAGCAGCUGAAGAGACCGCACCUCAGGUAGUGGCUGCUGAUAGUGGGCCAGGCAAACAAAACGCUGCUUAG